Molecule: messenger RNA, 2934 nt
Organism: Drechmeria coniospora
Lineage: Eukaryota; Fungi; Ascomycota; Sordariomycetes; Hypocreales; Ophiocordycipitaceae
Exons: 6
Coding region: 1-2934 (977 amino acids)
Biological process (GO): mismatch repair
Cellular component (GO): MutLalpha complex
Molecular function (GO): ATP binding; ATP-dependent DNA damage sensor activity; ATP hydrolysis activity
Source: RefSeq, a predicted model, not a curated record
AUGGCAGCCUCCAUCCUUCCCAUCGACAGCCGGAGCGUUCAUCAAAUCCAGUCAGGACAGGUCAUUGUCGACCUAUGCUCCGUUGUCAAAGAGCUGGUUGAGAACAGUGUCGAUGCUGGUGCCACCACCAUUGGUACCGUGAUCGUUCCCCAUGUCCCCUUCUCAUCCACUCUUCUGAACCAGGGCCUCGAACUGAUCGAAGUUCAAGACAAUGGAUCCGGUAUUGCGCCUGCCAACUAUGCUUCCGUUGCCCUGAAGCACCACACCUCCAAGCUGUCCUCGUACUCCGAUAUCGCCUCGUUGCAGACAUUUGGUUUCCGCGGCGAGGCCUUGGCUUCCCUGUGCGCACUCUCCAGCGUUCAUGUCACUACCUGCCUCCAAGCGGAUGCCCCCAAGGGCUCCAGGCUCGCAUUUGAAUCUUCUGGCGCCCUCAGGAGCACCGAGGUCGUCGCCACACAGAAGGGCACCACUGUCUCGGUGGAGAGUCUCUUUCACAGCCUUCCCGUCCGUCGACGUGAGCUUGAACGCAACAUCAAACGAGAAUGGCACAAGGUCAUAGCCUUGCUCAACCAAUACGCCUGCAUCCAAACCAACCUCAAGUUCUCCGUUUCGCAACAACCCACGAAGGACCUGAAACUUGAGUUGCAACCUUCCGCUGCCGGCCAUGGCCUUGCAGUCCCUACGCCCGACAAGCAAAUGUUCUUUAUAAAUGGAAGGCCCUGCGCAUUACCUCAGUUUGCCAAAGCGUUCAAUGAAGUGUAUAGAUCGUUCAAUCACACUCAGUCGCCCUUCAUCUUUGCCGAUAUUCAGCUCGAUACCCACAUGUACGACGUCAACGUUAGCCCAGACAAGCGCAGCAUCUUUUUGCAUGACCAAGGCCGACUGCUAGACAACGUUCGUUCUUCGCUGACCGCACUGUUCGAUUCACACGACCACUCUGUCCCAAUUUCUCGACUAGCUGCCGAGAAACCGAAGCACCUUGAUUCCACAUCAACGAUGAGCGGUCAGAACAAGGUAGCACCCGUCAUGAACCAAAAAAGCGAGUCAAAACGGGUGUCAUUGAGACGUUCAUCGGCCAGGUCCCUGCAGUCUAGCAUUGACGACAUUGACGAUGAUGACAAUGAUGAUAUCAGCAACGACGGCGACUCAAGCGAUGAUUCAGAUAUAGAUUCAAGGGAAACAUCUGGAGGACCUAAAUCAGCAACAACAACAUCGGCGUCACGGCGCAGAAUUGAGCCAGAUCAAAACCUCAUCAGUCAGUGGCUGAACAACAAAGACUCCUCGGUGGCCUCACGGCAUUCAUCGUCAUUGUCAAAUUCUCGCCAAGCUUCCCAGGCUUUGUCGGUUGAACCGUCCGCAGUCGAACAAGAGACAUCCAUCUCGUCAACGCAGACCCGUGCGAUGCCUGGACGAAACAGGUCACAGCUUCCGAGGCCGGUUCAGGAUUUCAACGACCGGCUGGCCGGAAAAAGCUUUGUAGGGGCCACAACCACGAGCGAUGCGAUGCAAGAGGUGUCUUCAAAUUCAACUAUGGCAUCUAACGUUGAAUAUGAUGCUCCAGCCGCCCCGACUAGGUCCGAGAAUCAACUUCAACGUUCAAAACUUGGAAAUCCACUAUUGUUAGCUGAUACGGCUGUUGCUAUCGAGAACAAUAUGAACUCAAGCGAGGAUAACCCGGAAACAAUGGAGAAUAUACUUUUGAACAUAAACCGCAGGAACGCGAACUCCGGUCGCGAAGUACUGUCGUCGAGGCCCAUGCAAGACUUCGCCGAGCAUACUCUCGCGUCACUAGAUCCAGUGGAUGCAAAUGCUAAUUCCAGGAAAAGCCCUCCUGGUCCCAUAUGUUCCCCGUCGGACCUUCAUGAACAUGAUCGUGGUUCUCGGCUAGAGUCGGGAGGUGGGAGGGAUGCAGAGUCGGACGCAGACGCGCAGAGCCCACCUCCUGGAUCAUCCAACUCUUCUAACAAUGGUGACAGCACUGGGCCUUCGCCCAAGCGAUCAAAAUCUGUGGGAGUCCGGGCAAAGCGUGGCAGUACUGCUGCACUUGCAUCGCAGAUUGUGCGCAUGGAUGAGAAGACUUUGUCAUUCCUACUAAAGGACGUCAUCUCGCGUCGAUCUACAGAAAAUGUCGAGUCAAACGAGGAUGAUGGAGUCGACGAUAUUACUGCGCCUGAUGCGGAGUCAAAGCUUCCUCUCAUCAUUUCACGAAGCGACUUCUCAAAAAUGCGAGUUGUAGGUCAGUUUAAUAUGGGCUUUAUUAUUGCUGUGCGGCCAGCUGCCAUCGAGGACGACGAUUCUCAAAAGGUAAGGCAUGAUGAGAUCUUCAUUAUUGACCAACAUGCUUCGGAUGAAAAAUACAACUUCGAAAGGCUCCAGGCUACAACAACGGUUCAAUCUCAGAGGCUUGUUCACCCCAAGAGACUUGAACUGACGUCCCUCGAGGAAGAGAUUAUCAUGGAAAAUCUCGCAUCCAUUGAAGCAAACGGGUUUAAAGUUGAUGUUGACACCACAGGCGAUUCACCUGCCGGCUCCCGAUGCCAACUCCUAGCAUUGCCACUGAGCCGGGAGACAACAUUCAGCCUAGACGACCUGGAGGAGUUGAUAUCGCUAUUGGCCGACGAGCCGUACGAAUCAGGCCGCAUUCCUCGACCGUCGAAAGUGAGAAAAAUGUUCGCCAUGAGGGCGUGCCGUAGCAGCAUCAUGAUUGGAAAGGCCCUGACGUAUCGCCAAAUGAAGGCGCUGCUGACGCAAAUGGGACAACUAGACAAGCCGUGGAACUGUCCUCACGGGCGCCCGACGAUGCGACAUCUCUGUCGAGCCGCCGUGUUGGACGAUAGGGUCUGGAGUGGCGAUGCCAAAGCCACCGCCACGUCUGUGACAAAUGGGGACGAAACCCGGGCAGGGCAAAUACCGAGGUUAGGCCAUUGCGAAUGA